CUUGCGCGGUUGUUCAACACCCCAUAGCGCAGAACAGUUACCGUACGGCUCUAGCAAAGAUCUCCCUGCAGUGAACUUUUGGGGCGGUUUCAUAGGUUCGGUGAGAAGAGGGCUAAUCGAGCAAGGUGCUUCGGGAGGCGUAUGCUUAUUUUGCUGAAUUUCCAGGCAGGUCAGCGCAUUUCAGAAGGUUCCGUUCCUUCAGAGUGAUACGUAUUCCAGUCGAUAUUCCUGUAUUUGCUUGUUAUGACCUCAAAAUUUUGAUCGGGAUUUUCAUUUACGAAUUUCGGUUUUCAUGUUAGGAUGAUGGUGCGAUGAAACGGGAUAGAGACUCCGAUAGACGAGAAGUCAUGAAGAAGUUUACUUUUAAAGGCGUUUUGGACAAUUUUCGCACUUCUGUUGCCCAACAAAGUAGGCCUGACCAGGAAAUCCAGGAAACUCUUCGUCCAGAACAUUUUCAAGUUAAAAGGACUUUCCGGCAUGGCUUUCCAUUUCAACCGACGUCGAUGGCCUUUGAUCCUGUCCAGAAACUCCUAGCGAUUGGAUCAAAAUGUGGCUCUCUAAGAAUAUUAGGGCAACCAGGCGUCGACAUCCACGUCCGCCACGACAUGGAAGGUCCCCCAGGGUCUGCAGCAGUCCUCCAUCUCCAGUUCCUGGUCAACGAAGGGGCGCUCUUAUCUGCCACCGCCGACGACACCCUUCAUCUGUGGAACUUCCGACAGAAGGUGCCCCAGGUGGUGCAGAGCCUCAAGUUUCAGAAGGAGAAGAUAACCUGCGUGCAUCUGCCGUUGCAAUCUAAAUGGAUCUACGUGGGCACGGAGAAGGGGAACGUCCACGUGGUGCAAAUAGAAAAUUUCCAUUUAUCUGGCUACGUCAUAAACUGGAACAAGGCCAUCGAGGCGACGAGGAAGACGAGGCCUGGGUCCAUAGUUCAUCUCAGCGACAAUCCUUUGGACGCCAGUAAGCUGUUGAUUGGCUUCGAGUCCGGACUCGUGGUCCUGUGGGAUCUGAGAAGCAAGGUCCCGGAGAUGCGAUGGAGCACGUACGAGCUCAGGUCGAUCACGUGGCAUCACGAGGGGAAGCAGUUCAUGUGCUCGCACACAGACGGAACCUUAACCACGUGGAGUCUGCGAUCGAACAUCAAAUAUACCCAUAUAUCCCAACCCCUAGCUAAAAUCAAAGACGGAAAGGCAGAACCUUGCAAACCGAUCAACAAGGUGGAAUGGAAGACUUCCAAAACAGGAGAAGCUUUUGUGAUUUUCUCUGGAGGAACCCCCAAAGACCAAGCGGGAAAGACGCCCUGUAUAACCGUCGUUCACAACAAGACCACCACCGUUUUGGAAAUGGAACACACUGUAAUCGAUUUCAUCACGCUCUGUGAGUCGCCAUAUCCCAGUGAUCUGCAGGACCCCUACGCCAUAAUAGCCCUACUCCAGAACGACCUGGUGGUGAUGGACCUUCAGACCCCUGGAUUCCCACCACUGGAGAACCCUUAUCCCAUGGACAUCCACGAAUCGACAGUGACUAGCUGUACAUUCCUAGCCGACUGUCCAGCCGAUCUUAUACCAGCAUUCUACCUACUGGGAAGGGCGGGAUCAGGCAAAAAACAGGGCUUCUCAGAAAUGAGCUGGCCCAUAGGGGGCGGCACUUGGUCAGCGCAGUCUUGCAGCUACAGCGAGGUCAUACUCACCGGGCAUUCGGACGGCACCAUAAAAUUUUGGGACUCGAGUGCAGGUGCCCUUCAAGUGUUGUACAAACUAAAGACGUCCAAGGUCUUCGAGAAGCCCAAGGCCAGGUCUAUGGACAGCGAGGACGAACCUUUCGCGAUAGAACUUAUAUCUUUGUGUGCGGAAUCUAGAAAGCUGUGUGUUGCUGGAGCUUCCAGUCAUGUGAUCCUAUUCACCUUUAAGAAGACGGAGACGAACGAGGAAAUAACGACCUUGGAAAUACCGAUUGUGUAUGAAGUCCCAGAUGAGGGUGAAACGUCACCGGACUGUCAAUUUUCGGGACCUGGAAGCGCAGGAUCUGGAAAUAAACUAGACAUUCUGGAUGUAGACAAUAAAAAAGAUAACUGUACCCUCAAAGUUAGGCCUGGUGUACAAAGGAAACCUCCUGGAUUUCAAGCCCAAAUGGUAUGCCUAACACCUUGGAAUAAUGGGGAACCCCCUAGUCAUAUAACGGCACUCACCAUCAAUAGUUGCUAUGGGCUUAUGGCUUAUGGAAACGAAGCAGGAAUUGUGAUAGUAGAUAUAGAACAGAAAGUUUGCCUUCUGAACAUCGGCAGUCCGGACCUGUACGGUGCCCAAGACCCCUACUCCAGGGUGCCCAGGAGCCCCAAGAGAAACCACUGCGGGGACACUCUACCGGUGAACAUCGACAGAGAAGAAAGACAACCACGCAGUCCAAGUAUAGACCAGAUGGGACGGUCCCCGGAAUAUCCCCAAUCCUCAUGCCCAUGCCCCACCCCUGUUGAACAGGCCUGCGAGGCCCUCGAAGAGGAAGUGGUCCAGCCUCCGCCAGCGGCCACAAGAAGGAAAUCCUCCAGCUGGCGCACGUUCAAUUUCAAACGGCAAUUGUCCAGAGUCGACGUGAUGAUGAAGAAGAACAAUUCGCUGAAAGAGAAGCGAAACUCUGUGUUUCACUGCGACGUAUAUCCGAACCACCACGAGGAGGUGAAACUGUCCCCUGAUUCAGACGAGAACACUCUAGUGGAUAGCCAGGGCACUAUAACUGUGCCUAGGAACACAGACGACAGUUUCGAGUACCUAUCGGACUCACAGAUGUCGCCAGUGGAUGGAGACGCUUUAGUCGGGUCUCCUGAAGAUGAUAACAAAAAGGUCGGACAGAGACCGGACAACUUAGACUUGGAGGAAGACGAUGUCCCGGUCAGACCACCCAGGGGACAGAAGAAAAGAACGGAUUGUGGCGACCAGAGACUUUUAUCUGUGCCCAACGUUAAGCUCCAACGGGCCGACGUAGCCGUUAGAGACCUGAGGGACAAGGAUGAUGUGCUUGUCAGCCCGCAACCCACCUUUACUGGAAACCUGAUGAGACGUUUCAAUGACCUCCUUGGCUGUGUCGCCCAUUGCACCGACCACUGUCGUUGUCUGACCCCGUGUCGGAGUAGUGUAAGUACUGGGUUUCGUGGACAGAUGAACGGGAUGACCAGCCCGGCCUCAGGCCAUCCGAGCGUCAGCGGCGCCAGCAGCAGUGGGGCCAGGGGGCGACCCGACCCACCCCGUCGUUCUAGAUCGCAAGGUACUCGCAAACUUCACAAGUGCCUGUCGACGGCUAGCUACUCGGAGGACUGUGUCAGCCACAACCCAAGCACUGCCCCGGGUACACAGCGGCAGCAGCUGAUGGUUGCCCGUCAAUAUUGCAGUUUUGAUAAAUUGGACAACUCCUUCUCAAGAUCAAGAUCAAGUUCCAUGAGUUCUCUAGAAAAUAUUACUUCAGAAGCUAUUCAAGUAUUGGCAUUCACCGAUUCUUUCACCAAAAGAUCUGAUCCACUGUCUUUGGUACCUUCGUUAUGGGUAGGUACCAGUCUGGGAUCGGUCCUUGCCAUCACCAUUAUUCCUCCCGAUGCAGACAGUAGAUCCUCUCAACCGGUUGUGGUAUCUUUGAUGGGUACAACGAUAUUCAGGCUUAAGGGUGGCAUUAUAGGUCUGUCUUUUCUGGACUGUAAUGGGUCCUUGUUACCCUUUCCAUAUGAAUCGUGGAGAGAUGAUAAUAAGGAAAAAAGAGAAAGAACACCAACUCGUAGUCAAGGUUCAGUAAGAAUGAGUCCAACUUUAAGCGAGAGCAAGGGAGAUCCAGUGGGCGAUCGUCAAUUCGUCAUUAUCACUAGCGAAAAGCAAGCUAGAGUCGUAGCAUUACCUUCGCAAACUUGUAUUUACAGACAACAAAUCACUGAUGGCGAUUUUGUAGUUAAAGCGGAAACUAUUACCUUUAAAGAUAGUGUUUGUUUGAUAUGUUAUAUUUCAAAUGGCCAUCUUGCCACAUAUAGUUUACCGAGCUUAAGGCCAUUGAUGGAUAUUGACUUUUUGCCGUUGUCAGAACUAAGUUUCCAGACACAAACUAACAAAGGCAUAGUAGACCCAAUGUUGUCAAUUUGGGGCCAACAACUAAUAGUUAACGAGGAUACUGACCAGAUCGCUAGGACUUUUUGCUUCAGUAAUAGAGGGCACGGUUUAUACUUAGCAACUCCAUCGGAACUUCAAAAAUUCACUAUUUGUACCGAAUUUUGCUCAACUUUCAAUGAUAUGAUUGGUGAACUAUUUCUGCCAAUGGAUAUGCCUGAACCACCCAAGGAGGGAUUUUUCAAAGGUCUUUUCGGAGGAGGAGUGAGACAGUUGGACAGGGAGGAGCUAUUUGGAGAAUCCAGUGGAAAGGCUAACAAAUCUGUGGCAAAACAUAUACCUGGCAGUAACCUACAAGACAUGGGUGGCAGGGUUACCUGCGCAACCGGCGAGGUCAACAGGGCCCAUAAGCUAAUGUUAGAGAGGGGUGAGCGGUUGAACCGCCUUGAAGAGAGCGCAGAGAGAAUGCGCAACGAAGCAGAGAACUUCUCCUCUUCUGCACACGAGGUGAUGCUCAAAUACAGGGAUAAGAAAUGGUACCAAUUGUGAACGGUUCUCACCUGUAUAUUUCCCCAGUCUAGUCUGAAUGUACACUUAGUAGUCAAUGAAUACCGCCUGACGACUAGUUUUCGCCAGAAUUUGCAGAAGGAAGGGUGCGGUGCGAUAUAUACAUAUAUCAAACUAUUCCUCCAAACUAGAAACAAUUUUAUGGGAUCUAAUUUUUAAUCUCUCAUUCGCCAAACAAUCACGAAAUGCUAUAAUCUGAUCUGAUUGCUUGGAAACAACAGUUCAACGUGAUUGGAUUCCUUCCACCAAAAGAACCUAACCUAACUUAACCUCAUUUUAUGUCGGCGGCCAUUUUGUAACAAUGCUCAUACAUGACUGGUUCUAGCAGUGGUUGUGAAAUGACUUUUUGGUGAGUUUCUAUGUUUUAUUAUUCCAGUUUUGAUGACACGUUGACAGUGUUUGAUUUCCAAAGAGACUACAUUGUUGGAAUAUUUGAUUUGCCUGCACAUCUUCAUAUUUUUACUCCACUAUUCGGUUUUAUAAAGGGAUUAGACCUCCUUAAUAUGUAAUAGGCAAGAAAUAUAUAGAAAAAAAUUGCUUUCUGACGGCUAUAUCCUACUCUUUCUCACUUCUUAUUUUCUUCAGAAAAAAUGUUACUAUAUCCUUUGUUUAAUCUUCACUUGAAUUCCUCAUAAGACUUAUUAAUAAUUAAAAAAAAAUCUUCCCAUCCACUAGAUAAGAUCUUCAAUCACUUUUUCAAAUUGAAGACUUGUAUAACGAAAUACAUUGAAACGGAGAUUAAUUUAAUCAGCUAGUGUCAAUUGUUUUUUGGCGAAAACUAGUGGAUUGGGCAUUAUUGUAAAAUUGAUCUUAACAUGAAAUGUGAUACUCUAAUCGGUAUUGAGAAAGAGAUGAAAUUUCUAUUUUAGACUUUUGUCGUCACUGUUUAACAGAGCACAGUUUUCUGCACUUGAACCUGAUGAAGUACCACACGUACUUUGUUGUUCCCCUCCUGUAUUCGACUGCAGUCUCUCUGAUAUAUUCUAAAAGAUGAGUAUCUGAAAAAACUUGUUAUGAUCUGAGGAUAUUGUUAAUUCGAAGUGGAUUAAGAUGCAGAAAUAUUCAAAUAUUCUAUAUAAAGCCUUCCCAGCAAAGAUCAAACAAUUACUUGAGCAUGCUCUUAUCAUUGCUGCAUAGAUAUGAGAAUUAUACAUUUCGAAUUCCUGUAAAUUAGAAUAUAGACAUCAACAAAUGACUUUAAACUGUUAACCUCUCAAUUGAGCUACACAAUUGAUUUUGUACUUUUCUAGAUUCAUCUUUAGUUUUCAAUGGAUACUUUUGAUUUAUAUUUUUCUAGUAUUAACGAUAUAUGUAAAUAAGACCCAUAAUUGUGAACGGGUCAUAUAGUUGAUGUAAAUAUAUAAUAUAUUUCUUUUUGUAAAGAAAAAUAUUGGAAGACAAUAAGCUCUAUAAUUUUACUCUAAUUUAUAUCGGUUUCAACUGAAUUCUGCUGCGAAAAUAUUUUUCGCUUAUCAAGGCUGGCCUUGAAUGGAAAUCAAUAGCUUGCACUUUGAAUUCUGAUAAGAUGCAAGUAGAAAAAUUGAUUACAGAAUAUUUUUCUCUUUAGGGCUUCUUCAAUAUUUCUGCAUGUUUCAUGCGUGACAUUUUUCAUUUAAAGAUUCAACUCUAGAAUUCAGUUGUUAUCCAAAAGUAAUUGUGAAUUAGUUAGUAAAUAAUUAAUUUCAAGUGUCUUCCUCCUUAUUUUUCCUAUAUACAUCUUGUUAAAUAUCAACUCUUGAACAAUAUCUAAUUUUAUUCUGCAAGUAAGUGGAAUAGAACAUACUGUUGAUGUGGUCCAAAUUCGAGUAACGUUUUAUAUUGAUUCAAAGUCUCCUCAAGUAUGUGAGAAGUGACAGAAAUGACUGCACUUUCAGAACUAAAAUUGUACGAUUAAAAGAAUAAAGGCCUAAUCACUUGGGAAUAAAAUUAGGUAAUGAAAAGUAAAAACCAAAUGAAUUGUAUAAAAUCCGUAGGAUUAGAACAAUGUUAACGUAGAAUAUUUGAUAUAUACUUAAUAAUGAAGAACAAAAUGUUCUGUGCGUAAUAUAACAAUAAUUACGAAUUUGUAAAUUUAACGAGCUGGACUCUACAUUUUUCGUUUCAGUAUUUCAAUCAUUAUGCGAAAAAUGAGAACGCCUAUUUUAUGUGAUGAUAGUCUGUCUCAUUUUUAAUCACCUAUCUUAUAAGAUUAUCUCCAAAAUAGAUGUUGUUUGAGUUGAUAUAAAUUUUAUUUGAAGAUUUUAACAAAUGAUAAUCUAUUUAGAGGGAACAAUUAUAUGAGAAUUUCGUCAAAUUUUUAGUAUCAAACUCAUUGAGAUUGUGUUUUAUGCAGCAAAACCUGAAAUUGAUUAUAAUUGUAUGAAUUAUAAUCAAAUGUUAUGCUACUUAGUAAUGGAGAAAUUAUAUUAUUGUUCUAUAAAUAGAUCAGUUGUUUUUA
Harmonia axyridis is the source of this 7080-nucleotide messenger RNA. RefSeq names its product syntaxin-binding protein 5 (gene Tomosyn). Bases 312 to 4625 code for a protein of 1437 amino acids. The record is from RefSeq and is a predicted model, not a curated record. Gene Ontology annotation, biological process: regulation of exocytosis; regulation of protein secretion. Gene Ontology annotation, cellular component: SNARE complex; cytoplasm; plasma membrane. The transcript is spliced from 23 exons. Lineage: Eukaryota; Metazoa; Arthropoda; Insecta; Coleoptera; Coccinellidae. Gene Ontology annotation, molecular function: myosin II binding; GTPase activator activity; syntaxin binding.